This is a messenger RNA of Folsomia candida, 4940 nucleotides long. RefSeq names its product mucin-5AC. The record is from RefSeq and is a predicted model, not a curated record. The transcript is spliced from 5 exons. The coding region runs from base 350 to 4492 and encodes 1380 amino acids. Gene Ontology annotation, molecular function: chitin binding. NCBI's taxonomy places the organism in Eukaryota, Metazoa, Arthropoda, Collembola, Entomobryomorpha, Isotomidae. Gene Ontology annotation, cellular component: extracellular region.
UUAGUAUGUUUUUCACUUUCGACCGUUAUGGUUCUAGUCCGAUUACAUUGGGUCAAAUUACUUGGUCACUGGUACGGAAACCAUUUACACCAACUUGACAAAUACUUACUACCGGUUGUGCUGCUACUGAAGACUGUCAUUAUUUGUUAAAGAGUGUACGCCUGAAGGAAACAAAAUACGCAAUAUCAUGUCAAGUUUCAUUUUAAGGCAAAAUUCCGAUACAACUUUUGGAAAUGACUUGAAAGUCUGAUUUUGCGAACAGUGGUUACAAGUGUCAAACUCCAAAAAACAGCCAUUUCGUGCUCGUUACUUGUGAACUUGACUGGAGUGCGUAAUAACAGAUAUUGCCAUGAUGAAGUCGACUAAAAUAAUGAAGUUUGCAGUUGUAUUAUUUGCCAUUGGACUUAUUAGUUGGGUUCAAGGUGCACGACGGGUUUUGAAAGUGAGGAAGACUGGAGAGUUUGGCAGAAGGAUAGCACCGUCGCUCUCUCAACUGUACGAACCCCCGAAGCGUGUCUCAAGUUUGGACCCUUUUUUGCAGACAUCCGAGACGCGAAAUUCUGUCAGCAGUGUGAAUGGGAUAAGAAAACCGAGCCAGAAAUUGGAACUCCCAUCGUUUGACUUGGACUUGCAAUCGGAUUCGGUGCCUGCAGAAACGGGAGAGAGUUUGCAAGGCUACGCGUAUCCUGACCCUGACUCGGAGGGAGCAGCAGGAGGAUAUGAUUUCAAUCCCAUGAAAGUCAAACAUCCGGCCGUCGCUGAGUAUCCGGAACCUGAUCCAGAAGAAAGACAACGGAUUGAGGAACCUCCUGCAAAUGUCGUUCCCCAAGUGGAAGCAGAGUUCGUUCUUCCACCCAAAGCAUUUGGAGCUGAGACUGAGGAACAUAUUGACUCUGAGAGACAACAACGCCCAGAAAAUUCGUCACCAAAACCAGUUUCGACUCGUCCAUCCGCUGAACUAAGUUCUCAAUCUCAGCAAUCACAGGAUGGUCAAGCAUGUGGUGAACAUGAUCAUGAGUGUUGGCCACAUGGUUAUCAAGGAGAAAUUCCGGGAGAAGCAGGAACGGAUUAUCCCAUCUUAAGGGAAAUUGUGGAUACCCCGUUUGACUGCGAUAACGUUCAGUACUCUGGCUACUACGCGGAUGUGGACGAUGCCGCUAGAUGCCAGAUUUUCCACAUUUGUCUCAAAGGAAAUGCAUAUCGAAAGACGCAGAAAUGGAGUUUUCUUUGUCCUAAUGGCACGGUCUUCAGUCAAGAGAAUUUUGUGUGUGUUUGGUGGCACUCCGCUCCAGAAUGCAAUACUGGUCUCGUGGAUGAGCUUUCUCUGCGAAAUGCUGAACUGGGAUGGGAUAAUCUGACAGAUACCGAGUCACGUUCAGUUGGGGGAAACUUUGACGUCAAAUCUGCCAUGAAUUCGCUUCGAAAUGGAAAUCUUCAAGCAAGUGGGAGCAGUGACUCUAAGCCAAAUAUUGUUGCAGUUCCCACGACGAGAAGACCACCAUCGUCACGAAAUAAUGCAAUCCCAUACCGAGUUCCAGUGAAAGUUAAUGCAAGAACCCAGUUGAAGGAAGUUGCUGGAAAUGGGCUACAAGAUGAAGGGAAUAAAGCGAGAGGUGGGGAGGCUGAGUACACGGGAGAAGAAACCGAAGCUUAUGAAACCAGUCUGAGUCACCAAUCUGAAGCUCGAACCAGAUCAAAAACGGCAUCUGAACUCCACAAAUCCGGAUCCGAAGCAUAUGAACAAAAAUCAGUGUCUGACUCUGUGGCACCAUUCGUUGUAAACAGAACACCUGGUGAUUACUCCAGCCCCGUCACCAGUAGCCAAGACCCCCUUCAGGUUGUCCAGCAAGGAGAAUUUGCAGAUGAGGAAGGAGUGCCUCAAGUGGUUAUGAUGUCUUCCCAGCAAAAGAAUCCCGAUGGAUCGGAAGGUUAUGCUGAGGUCCCUGUAAUGGGAUACCGAUAUCCAGUCCCCACUUCUCCACCCGGCUCAUACCUUCCACCACGGAGUGAAUUUGUAGCACGAACAACCACCACGACGGAAUUGCCCAACACGACAACUUUCCUUCCAGUCACCGAGGACUAUGUGGAAGAAACUGCAGGUCAAGAAGGGUAUAAUUACCCUACGCCCGAUAAGUCGGCCGCCUUUGUGGAGCCGACUACUGAGGGUGGCUACAACUACCCGGCUCCUUCUCCAACAACCCAACAGCCUGAUGAUGGCUACAACUAUGUGGCCCCCACGACAACCAAGGAUCCUGUAGCAUUUCAGGAGACCGAAGCCAGUCAAACUCCAGAAAUCGAAGAUGGUGGCUAUGCCGCAUAUGAGCAAACUUCUACUUUUACUCCCGAUACCACUACUACGUCCACCAUUCCAACCACGACCACACCAACCAGCUCACAAAAUCUGGAAGCAACUGCGGCAGCUUAUCUCCCACCACCGACGACCACGGAGGAACGAGGAGGUUAUGACCUCGGUCCCACUCGGUCAUCAGCCUCCGCCACGAUUCUAUCCAAAGAUGCCAAUUUGCGGCAAUUACCCACCACCACAGACACAACCGUUGGGGAUGAACAAUUAGCCUCCAAAUUAUCCGUCACUACGAACCCAGAAAGCGAGGACUACACCCACGCAGGCCUCGACCUGUCCACCCUGACUGGGGAAAAUUCCGUGAGUGAAAGUGAGUCUGAACCUGGAGGCUACUCUGACAAAUCAACCAUGUCUUACACCACUCCAACGGCGUCGGGUCCAACAACUGGAGACGCUUUAGAUACCCAGGACGAAAAAGUUAACAAAAUCUUGCAAGAAAUACAAUCCGGAGGAGCCGAGGUGAGAGAUGAAAAUGGAAAAACGCUUAAUUUCGAAGAGUUGAAGAAACUCAUCCUGUCAACUCCCAACGGAUUGCUGUCACUCCAAAAAGCGGAUGAUGACUCGGUUACGCCAACAGACUCCUCGCUAUCCUCGUCCACGGAAGCUUCCACCACAACCCUGGGGCAGAGGGAAGAACAAGAUGUUCAGAAUGAAGAACAAGAGACUGAGCUGGUGGCAGCUCCCAAAGGACUCGAAGAAGUGCAAGGCAUUGAAGAUACUCCUGCCCCACCACCUUCCGCACUUUAUCUCCCAGUUCAACCAACAGCUCAGCUCCAAUCCUUACCUCAACAAAGCUAUUUUUCUAAUGAUCGACUCGUGUCUAUAAAACGCCCAGGAUUCGAAAUUUCAGCACCAUCCAAAGAAUAUGAAAGCCAUCUCGUCCAGAAAAAUACGCUUGAGCUAAACAGCAAUCCUAAUCCGUUUUCCGGAUUUACGUCAUUCCAACCAGAGACGAGACAAUCCCAUCAAAACGUUGUCAAUUACGCAACACCAACCAGAAGUCCGUUUGAUCAACAUUAUGCAACCUUGCAAAACACAAAAGCUCCUCAACUAUACUAUCAGCAAUCAGAACAACAACCACAACAACAGCAAUUCAGAGUUCAGCAAUCUCAACAAGCCCCACCUUCAGAAGUCGACUUUCUUCGAUCUUCUGACCCACAAUCCCAGCAGCAACAAUAUUAUCAAACUCAACCUCAAACCACUCAGCAACUGAAUUCUAAUGCCGAAAACUUUUACUUUCCACAACCUCAAACUCGCUCCCAAGCCUCACCACCACAGCCACAAUCCUCCCAAUUUAGAUUUCCAGAUGAACCAAGAACACAAGCACCGCACCACCAACAACAACAACAGAAGCAGCAAUAUUUUCAACCCAACCCGACCUCAGAAUACCUGCCCCCACCACCUUCAACCCCAGCUCAGUUUUACUCCCCUGCUCCCACACAAUACAGGAACGAAGUCCCCUCCACACGAGACCUUACCAACAACAUUCAGCUCCAACAAAGCUUCUCGUACCCACUUCCACAGCCUUCUUCCAUAACCAACACCAGAAAUCUGCCCAGCCCACUCGACAUCAAAAUCGUCCCUGCUCUUCUUGUGAACACGCACACACGGGUUGAGCAACCCAACAACAAUUACAAUAACAAUCAACAACGCAAAGUGGAGGGUGGCAGACAUUAUGACAACAACUUUCGUCAGUUUUCUCAACAACAGCAGCAGCAACAACAAAUACGCAAUGUCAACAACAAUGCAAACCAAUACCUUCAGUAUAGCUCCCAGUCGGAAAAUCGCCCAGUGAAAGUUCAAGCUCCAAGACUGAAUCCGUUUACCGUCGAUGAUGCUCUGCCAAAGCAUGAAAGGUUUACCAUGCAGGAGAGUCGAGCUGCAAAGCAAGUGAUGGAAUAUCCUUCACCUUCUUUGCAUGGGAGGUUAGUCCAGAGGGGGCCAACAACGACUAGGCCAACUCAACAUCCCCCCACGACGAGCAGACAGUUGACGACGUCGCCGAGCUUGAGACAUUUCGGUGGCGUUGGGGGGAGGGGCUACUUAGGACAGCUCUCGGAACAAAAUUCACUAUCCAAUUUCUAUCCUGGACGGGAUAACUCGUUAGGAGUUAAGUUGACCUACAACUAAAUCCAAUAUGCAAAUUACUAAUGGUUGUAAAUUAUUAAAUUUUUCAUUUGUUUGAGCUGUUUGGUGUGACUUGGUUGAGUCAAUAUGCACUUCAGCAUGUACUUAUUUUGUUGAUUUGUAAUUCUUCUGACUUGUAUCGACUGUAAAAACUGUGCUUGGGAUGGAUGUUCAAUGCAAGAUGGUGUAAAUAAUUUCUAGUUGAAUGUUGUGGAUCCUCAAUAAAUAGCAGCAUUAUUUUAGUAAGUUGUAGUAAGCCACUUCCGAUAAUUUGUAAUAAAGUAUGUGCGCGUGUGGUUCUUUUAGUUGUGACAGUUUGUAAGUAAGCGUGCAUCGAAUAACAUUGUGUGUAAAUUCCUGGUCAGUUAAUAUAGUUUCGCAAUUAUUAUUAUCAGUUUUAUGAUGUGCAAUUUUAGUGUGAAAAUAAAAUAUUGAAGACUUUUGGUGGAAA